Molecule: messenger RNA, 3013 nt
Organism: Thunnus maccoyii (southern bluefin tuna)
Lineage: Eukaryota; Metazoa; Chordata; Actinopteri; Scombriformes; Scombridae
Gene: f2
Product: coagulation factor II (thrombin)
Exons: 16
Coding region: 134-1981 (615 amino acids)
Biological process (GO): platelet activation; blood coagulation; proteolysis
Cellular component (GO): extracellular region
Molecular function (GO): calcium ion binding; serine-type endopeptidase activity
Source: RefSeq, a predicted model, not a curated record
CAGUUUUCUUAUCCUGGAUGCAGCUGGUUGAGUCAAGAGAGAGAGAGAGAGAGAGAGAGAGAGAGACAGAGAGAUAGACUGAAGAGGGAGACUGUUGGAUCUGGUUCUGAGGUACUGCUCGGAGGUUUGGAUCAUGGUGGAACCAACAUCGAAACCAGCUGCUGUUCUACUGCUGUUUCUACUGCACAGCUGUCUGGCAGACCAUGUUUUCCUCAACAGCCAGCUGGCCUCACAGGUUUUAGUCCGAAACCGACGGGCCAAUCAGAUGUUUGAGGAGCUGAAACCAGGGAACCUGGAGAGAGAGUGUGUUGAGGAAAUCUGUGACCAUGAGGAGGCCAGAGAGGUGUUCGAGCAGACGGACAAAACAGAAAAAUUCUGGGAGAAAUACCUGGACUGUGAAGGAACUAAAAUGAUAAGAACACAACAGAACAUUGACAUUGUCAGACAAUGUAUAGAAGGUGAGUGUAUUUCUGGUACGGGAAUGAGCUAUGAAGGAAAUAUCAGCAUCACACAAUCAGGGAAACAAUGUCAGUACUGGAAGUCCAGCUUCCCACAUCCCAUAAUCAGGGAGUAUAAUGCGUCGGAACCAGACAGCAUCCUGACAGAGAACUUCUGUCGGAACCCUGACAGCCGUACUACGGGACCUUGGUGUUUCACCAAAGACCCAACAGUCCCGAAAGAGACCUGCAGGGUGCCCAAAUGUGGUGAGGACUUUGUCCCGACCACUUUGGCCCCUGAACAAGUCAUAACUGGCGAAUGUAUACCUGAUUAUGGCGUCGACUACACUGGCGACCUGGCUGUUUCCCUUGGAGGCCACACCUGUUUGCAGUGGGCGUCCCCCAAGGCUACAGCCCUCAGCAAGGACAAGGAGUUCAUCCCCGAGGUCAGGCUCAUAAGCAACAAGUGCCGUAACCCUGACAACGACCCUGAGGGGCCCUGGUGCUACGUGGACAUUUUUGGAAAUGUGACGGUCGACUACUGUGACCUGCAGAUGUGUGAGGAUCAGCUGGUUGAUGAGGUGUUGACGACAGAGACAGACGGCAGGGAGCGCUCGGUCCUGACUGCCAGGAAAAGUUUUUUCAAUCCUCGCACCUUUGGUGAAGGAGAGAGUGUGUGUGGAGAGCGCCCCCUGUUUGAGAAGCUGGGCAAAAAGGACACAAAGGAGGACGAGCUGUUGGACUCAUACAGAGACAAACGCAUCGUCGGGGGCGACGACGCUGAGGUGGCCUCAGCUCCAUGGCAGGUGAUGUUGUAUAAGCGCAGCCCGCAGGAGCUGCUGUGUGGAGCCAGCCUCAUCAGUGACCAGUGGAUCCUCACUGCAGCUCACUGCAUCCUCUACCCGCCCUGGAACAAGAACUUCACCACCGAAGACAUCCUGGUGCGCCUGGGAAAACACAACAGGGCCAAGUUUGAGCGCGGUAUUGAGAAGAUCGUGGCGAUUGAUGAAAUCAUUGUCCACCCCAAGUACAACUGGAAGGUAAAUCUGAACCGUGACAUCGCUCUGCUGCACAUGAGACGGCCAGUCACAUUCACCGAUGAGAUCCACCCGGUCUGCCUGCCCAGCAAGAAGGUCGCCAAGUUGCUGAUGACUGAAGGCUUUAAGGGUCGAGUGACCGGUUGGGGGAACCUGAAGGAAACCUGGACCUCAACGAGAAAUUUACCCACAGUCCUCCAGCAAAUCCAUCUACCAAUUGUGGACCAGGACAUCUGCAGAAGCUCCACAUCAAUCAAGAUCACGGACAACAUGUUCUGCGCUGGUUAUAAACCAGAGGAUUUCAAGCGUGGCGACGCCUGUGAGGGAGACAGUGGUGGUCCGUUUGUGAUGAAGCACCCGGCAGAAAACCGCUGGUAUCAGAUGGGCAUCGUGUCGUGGGGUGAGGGCUGCGACCGCGACGGAAAGUAUGGUUUCUACACUCACCUGUUCAGGAUGAGCAGGUGGAUGAGAAAAGUUAUUGAAAAGUCAGGAGGAGACGAUGACUAGACACAAACAUCCAUCAUUUCCUGUUCUUCCUGUCAAGCAAGAUAAUGCCAAUAAAGUUUGUUCACAUCGGUUCAUGGAUCCAUUUCAUCAUGUAUGACAAGUCAUGUACAAUAAGAGUCACAUCAGAACAUUUGACAUAGCAGCUUUUAUACAAACAAAGCACAGUAUAUGGAUAGAAAAUCUCCAUGGCAACACAAACACUGAUGUCCCAUAAUGCUCAGUUUUCACUGUUACCUUCUGGUAAUAAUCAGUUUACCAGGUUAAAAUGAAUAGUGCUCACAAUCAAAUACAAGAAAAUAACAGUUCUUUUUUUUAUAUUUUUACACUUGUUUGUGAGAAUCAUGAACCCGUCCAGCUCCUCAUGACCUCAGUGAACCACAUCAAUGACAUCAUCAAAAAAAAAUCCUGCUCCUUGAAGGCUCAAGAGGGGCGGAGCGUCGAUGUGAGGGGUGGAAUCAACCAAUCUAACUUAUGACUUUUGCAUAACUCAUGUCGUAUUAGAGUUACCGUGAUACCAGUUUCACGACCUGUAAACAGCUUUUUCACCAAGAUUCAAGUCAUAAUUAUGACUUUUAAACAGAUUUUUCUGAGCUUCCGAUUUGGUGCUUGACACAAAUUUGGUCGCCUCACACCAUCCAAAGUCUGUGGUUCAACAUAAUAAAAGGAUUUAGUGUUAUAUGAACCAACUUACGACUUAAACGCAACAUUAGCUCACCUGGAGACAGAAAGUGUCCACAGAUCAGUCAGCAGAUGUUUAUUCAUUAAAUGCUUCCUCAUCUGUCUUUAUAUCUGAGGUUUAAAUCUAUCAAACUGAAUGUGAUGCUCAGUAAAGACAUUAUAAUACAAGUCAAACACUUAUUUCUGACCACAGUUAUCGUGAGAGAUUGAGGAAGCAACACACAACUUCACGUUAAUCAUAAAGUGUCGGUAUAAUAUACAGAGAAACGUAGGAAAUGUACCUUUUUUUUUGUUUGUUGGUGGAAGUCACACAACUCCUGAGACCAGAUCAUGCUGAUUAACUUUCAGCAACAA